Messenger RNA from Brienomyrus brachyistius, 7588 nucleotides. It is a transcript of the gene atg2a, whose product is annotated as autophagy related 2A. Lineage: Eukaryota; Metazoa; Chordata; Actinopteri; Osteoglossiformes; Mormyridae. Gene Ontology annotation, cellular component: extrinsic component of membrane; phagophore assembly site. Gene Ontology annotation, biological process: piecemeal microautophagy of the nucleus; reticulophagy; autophagosome assembly. The record is from RefSeq and is a predicted model, not a curated record. The coding region runs from base 378 to 6422 and encodes 2014 amino acids. The transcript has 42 exons. Gene Ontology annotation, molecular function: phosphatidylinositol-3-phosphate binding.
AGCGCCGCUCUGUUCUCAGUUGGUACAUGAAAACAAUAAACAACUAGAGAACAGGAGGAAAGCGAUUGAGCUCGUCCUUUGGUUUCGACAAAAAUAUAAUCAGAAAGAGGAUUCGAAAAUAACUGAAAACGACGAAAAGCACGCGCACAUCGAAACCGGAGGCGCAGUCUUCCUUGACACGAAGCAUUUUUGAAUUUAGGUGUCAAGCGAAGUCAGAAGUCGACGCUUUCUACCCCUUCCUUAGCCCCUUUAGCCCCUUCCCUUUGCUCUUUCCUCAAUAGCACAUUGCUGUUUGUUAUGCAGUUACCGGAGAAUCGCUUUCUCACUCGUCUUCCUCCACCACCUCUUCACUCCCUUACCCCAGUCUCUCUGGCCCCAUGUCCCGCUGGCUCUUCCCUUGGUCCGGCUCAAUCAAAAAGCGGGCCUGUCGGUACCUUUUACAGCACUACCUCGGUCACUUCCUCCAGGAGCGACUGAGUUUGGAGCAGCUCAGUUUGGACUUGUACAACGGCAGCGGGGUCAUCCGAGAUAUUAACCUUGAUGUCUGGUCGGUGAACGAGCUUUUGCAGUCUGUGGGGGCUCCCCUGGAGAUAGUAGAAGGCUUCUUGAGCAGCAUUGCUGUAACCAUACCGUGGGCGGCUCUCGUUACUGACCACUGCACCUUGGUUGUCACUGGUCUACAGCUGACAUGCCGGCCCAAGUACAGGACCAGUGGUGUCUGGGACUCUCAGGGCUGGUCCUCCUGCAUGACUUCCAGCAUGCAGCUGGCACAAGAGUGCCUGAAGGACCCCCCUGAGGCGUCCGAGGAACCGCCUGCACCUCUGGAAGGGCUUGAGAUGUUUGCUCAGACUAUUGAGACUGUGCUUCGUCGGAUUAAAGUCACUUUCGUGGACACCAUUGUCCGUAUUGAACACCAGCCUCUGGACCUAAAUACUGGCGUUGCCUUGGAGGUGCAUAUUAAACGGCUUGAUUACUGUGAUGAGGCAGUGCGUGACUCUAGUCAAACUGUACCUGUGGACAUCCACCAGCCCCCUGCCAUCCUGCACAAGAUCCUCCAGCUCAGUGCCAUCCAGCUAUACUAUGAGACCUUUGGUGUGCCUCAGGAUGGACUUGAACCCGACAGUGACGGUGAGGGACGCCCCCCAGCGGAGCAGCGGGAGACCCCUGCGACCCCGCAGCUCCCCCUGCUGAUCGGGAGCUGCUCUGGCUUCAUGGAGACCACUGUGAAGAUCAAACAGAAUGAGGCAUUGCCUGGACCCAAGCUGGAGUUGGAUGGAAAGGUUGGCUGUCUUCAUUUGCUGCUUUCCCCAGACCAGAUCAUGCACUUGAUGGACCUCAUGUCAGCACUCUGCAUUGAUAUGGAACCCCAUUGUGGCGAGGGUGCCCAUAGCCGUCCUCUGGGGUCGGAGGACCUGCGGCUGAUUGAGGAGGACUUGAGCAAGCAACUGAGUGCUGAUGCCGGGGAACGAGAGCGAGGAAGGGAGGAGGAGGCAGAUGAGGAAGCUGAGGGGGAGCUGCUGAUCAGCAGUGUGGAGAAUGCCGAAAUGUUCUAUUCUAUGGGGGCGGGCAUGAGCAGCAGUGUGAUGUCUGGACGAUCGGGCAGCGAACUGUCCGACAGUGACAUGGAGUCCUCACUGCACAGCCUGAACCUGCCACAGCCACUGUCCCCCGGGCUGAUGAUGAACUGCCCCAGACGUUACCCUGUGCCGGGAGCACUGUCCAGCCUGCCACACAGCACCAGGACCCCAGGUCGAUCCUCGCAGCGCCCCCCCCCCGAGCCCCUCAAGCCCGACGCCUUGCUCCGCCUCUCUUUGGGCGGAGUCACCCUCACGCUGCUAGAGCGCGAGCCUCCCGAGCCUGGGUCUGGGGGGACGCUGCCCCCGCUGGCCGAGGUGUCUCGGGUCUUCUUCAAUGAACUAGCCUACUUCAAGGAUGCCAUGUUCAGUGGUCGGGACUUCAGCCACCUGAGGCAGAACUUCGUCAAAGCCUGCCCUCAUUCCCACCUCAGGAUUACGGGAGCGGUAGUGCAGGUGUCGUGUGAGAUGCGAAGUUCGGGCCGGUGCGCCCGGGAGGUGACAUCCGACCUCUCGUUCAGCCGGCUGGAGCUGCUCGAGUGCCUGUGGGAGGCGGGAACACCCGAGUAUACAGAGCUUCUGCAGUUUCACAGAGCUGGUUCAUUCCCCAUGGGAGCUAUGGCCCGGCCCUGCGCUGUCCUCCACUACACUCUGACAGAGAAGCAGCACCGCAAGACCGGGUUGAAGCAGAAGCAGCUUCGCAGAGACAGCACAGUGCGGGUGGACCUGGCUGAACUGACGGCCGAGUUGGACCUGGAUGUGCUGAACAGGCUGGAGACACUGAGUCGGGCUCUCAGCUACACCCCCUCGCAGCCGCAGAUGCCCCCGCAGAUGCAGACCUGCGAGCUCCACUCUUCCCUGACCGUGCUCUCCCCGCACGCGGUUCUGAAGGUCCGCUUCCCCAUUCCAGACCUUCGGCCCGUGGGUGAGCAUCGGCCGCCCGGCCAGCGGGCGGUCCGGGCCGAGACCCUGAGUCUGGAGCUUUCCCACCUGGAGCUCCGCACUCACCUGGGGCCGGAGUCCAUGGGCGGAGCUCGCAUGAGCCACUUGCUGGAGGUCGGCUUCAGCGACCUGCACGGCGUGUAUGAAGGCUGGGAGGGCGGCACCUUCCCCUGCAUUCGAGUGCAGAAGAACCCAGACUCCCAAACCCCAGACAGCGUACCCAGAAUCUCGGUGAGGAUCAGCUGCGGGGCGGCUGAGGGCUCUGGCCGGCGGUGGCCUGAUGGCAGCAGGGUGAGCGGCCUGGCCAUGGAUGGGGACCUGGCCUCUGUCUCCAUGGAGAGCCCCUGUGAACUGAGGGAGAGAGAGAGCUCCCCCUUCUCCUCCAACCGCACCAUGUUCGAGACCGAAGAGAUGGUGAUCCCCGCGGACCCUGUGGAGAUGCAGGACUUCCAGGCUCAGUGUGUGUCCCAGAGCCAGUGCGUGGUGGACAUCACACUACCACUGGCCACAGUGCUGCUUCCCAGCAAAGAGGCCUAUCAGAGCAUAUACAACCGGAUCAACAAUGACCUCUUAAUGUGGGAACCUGAACCCUCGACAUCCUUCGGUUCCUCAGGGUCGCAGAACCCGCCUUGCCAGGUUCCUCGUUCCCAGGAGGAUGAGUUCCGCCUCUGCAAGUCGGCUUUCCGGCUGGACUCGGACUCAGAGGAGGAGGAACACCAGUUCCUCACGGCCAAGGAAUCUGUAAAGCACAAGGGGGCGAAGCAGUGCUCUAGCCCCUCCCAGAAUCUCCUCUCCCUCACCAUUCACAUUGGUCAGGGGCGUCUGCAGGUCAUGACAGACAGCAAGGGGGAGACAGGGCGCCCUGUGGAGCACAGCCAUGGAGAGCUUAUAUUGGAUGUGAAAGGGGGGAAGAUAUUUAGUGUAACACAACAUCAGGGCAACCCCUACCUCAACUUUCUGUGUCUUGAGAGCAAGAGAGUGGAGCUGUACCAUAAAGCUGUGGUCCCAGACUCCCCGAUUCCUGUGCGAUUGGACGUUCCCAGCUUUUCACCCCCGGAGUAUCUGGACGCCACCGUUUAUCCCUCAGAAGUGGGGGUCAGCUGCACUGGGGGCAGAGAGGUUGGGGCUCAGAUGCUGUCGACGGCCAUCAGGAUCACGUUGGACCUCCAAAGGAAUGUGAAGGAGUUCCUGGUUGCUCUUCGUCUCCAGGGAGCCACUCUGCGGCAUCACAUGGCAUUAACCAAUCACAGCUGGCAUGAACAGCUGGUGGAUUUCCUGGAUGUGAUUGACGACCCCAUCCUGGGCUACACACCACCUGCUGUAAUCACGGUCCUACAUACUCACCUGGCCGCCUGUGCCGUCGAUUACAGGCCACUGUACCUUCCUUUGCGUGUGCUGUUCACCGCAGAAUCCUUCUCUCUCUCCAGCAACAUAAUCGUGGACACCGCGACCUUUCACCUCAGGUUCAUCCUGGACGACUCUGCGUUGUACCUGUCGGAUAAAUGCGAGAGUGAGGCUGUGGAUCUGAGAAGAGACUAUGUUUGCGUGGUGGACAUCGAUUUGCUGGAGCUGGCCAUCACCACCUGGAAGGGCAGCGAGUCCGGGAAGCUGAACCAGCCCCUCUUCGAGCUGCGCUGCUCUAACAACGUAGUCCACCUGCACACCUGCGCCGACUCCUGUGCCGCCCUGCUCAACCUGCUGCAAUACCUGGUGUCUCGUGGUGACCUGCACCCCCCUCCACGGCACACUUCCCCCACUGAGAUCGCGGGACAAAAACUGCCGCUCUCAGAAAGCCCUGCCAGCCUACCACCCUGCCCUCCUGCCGAGACUGCUGAGAUCAACCAGUAUGAUCUGACCGAUGCUUUGAUUGAUACCGAAAAGAGUCAACGAGACGAGAUGGAUACCGCUUCUCCAGCAUAUGUACAGCGCAACUCGCCUGUCUCCGUCUACCUGUUUCCUGGAGAGGACACCAAGCUCCAUUCACUCCCAGAAGGGGAGGAUCUAGACUCAGAUGGACUGGGGAGUGCAGCCAAUGAGCUGCAGUGUGACAUGGGGUCAGAGGCGGAGUCAGAGAGCUCCACAGAUAACGACGACUUCUGUAUCCUGGAGGCUCCUGGGAUGGGCAUUCCGCCCAGAGACGGGGAGCCAGUGGUCACCUUGCUAUGCCCCGGUCCCAUCUUGGUGAAAGACGGGUACUUUUCUCGGCCCCGGGGCAGCUCCGACCUGCUGCGUGCUCCCUCCCGCUUUCCUGUGCCCCAGAGUCGCGUGGUGCUCAGGGAGGUGUCUGUGGUGUGGCACCUGUACGGGGGCAAGGACUUCGGGGGCCGGCCCCUCUCUGCCCAUGCACAGCACAGCCACAGGUACAGGUACAGGUACAGGGGGCGCUCUGCCCCUCCUGGGGCUCGUGGCUCCCCGUCCCGAUCAGCGGCCCCUCCGAGGCCCCAGAACUCUUGGCGCUGGGCGGGGGGAAGUGGAAGACAGCACAGCCUCCUGAUGGAGAUUCAGUUGACUAAGGUCAGCUUUCAGCACGAGUCCUAUCCCGUGUCCGGACCCCUCCCUGCCUCCAGCCAGGAGGCGGAGGGCACCUCGCUGGGAGACACCGGCGUGGGAGAGCAGCCCCUCUCUCGCCAGGUGUUCAUUGUCCAAGAGCUGGAGGUGCGGGAUCGGCUGGCCUCCUCCCAGAUCAACAAGUUCCUGUACCUGUACACCAGCGAGAGCAUGCCCCGCAGGGCGCACUCCAACAUGCUGACCAUCAAAGCCCUGCAGGUCUGCCCAGAGUCAGGUCUUGGUGGCCCAGAGUGCUGCCUGAGGGUCAGUCUCCUGCCUCUGCGCCUCAACAUCGACCAGGAUGCGCUCUUCUUCCUGAAGGACUUUUUCAGCAGUCUGGCUGCGGGUGUGAACCCCUACCUGCCUGUGGAAGCGGCGGCUGAGGCGAAGGCAGAUGAAUCGCCAAAACCGUCGGGGGAGCCAGAGCCCAGCGCCAGCCUCGGCCAGGACCUCAGUGGGUCCAUGGAGACAACCUACAGCGAGCAGAGCUCAUCCUCUGCCGGAUCCUCCUCUUCCUCGGAUCAACCGAUUUACUUCAGGGAGUUCCGCUUCACCUCCGAGGUUCCCAUCUGGCUGGAUUACCAUGGCAAGCAUGUGGUCAUCGAGCAGGGUACCUUUGCAGGCAUCCUGAUUGGACUGGCGCAGCUCAACUGCUCCGAGCUCAAGCUCAAGAGACUGUGCUGUCGACAUGGACUGUUGGGCGUGGACAAGGUCAUCCAGUAUGCUGUCAACGAAUGGCUGACUGACAUCCGAAAGAACCAGCUGCCGGGGAUUCUGGGAGGAGUGGGUCCCAUGCACUCUGUGGUUCAGCUCUUUCACGGCGUGAGAGACCUGUUCUGGAUGCCCAUCGAGCAGUAUAGGAAAGAUGGGCGCAUUAUCCGGGGGAUCCAGCGGGGGGCAGCGUCUUUCGGCACGUCCACUGCCUCUGCUGCCCUGGAACUCAGCAACCGAGUAGUCCAGGCCAUACAGGCGACAGCGGAGACCGUAUACGAUAUCCUGUCCCCGACGCCCCCGUUAACACGCUGCAUUUCAGAGGGGCGUCCCGGCUCCCGCCCGCGUCGAACCCAUCAGCCCGCCGACCUGAGAGAGGGCGUGGCCAAGGCCUACGACACCGUGAGGGAGGGAGUGAUUGACACCGCUCAGACCCUCUGCAAUGUGGCAUCCCGUGGGCACGAGCAAAAAGGCUUGCCAGGGGCGGUGGGAGGUGUGCUGCGACAGAUCCCCCCCACCGUGGUUCUUCCCCUCAUUGUGGCUUCUGAGGCUACCUCCAAUCUGCUCGGGGGCAUGCGGAACCAAAUCAAGCCGGACGCGCGGAAGGAGGACUUCUUAAAAUGGCGCACCGAAGACAGCCAGGAAUGAAAUGCGGAGACUGGGCAGGGGGAGCAGGGCAGUGUUGAAGUAGUGAGCUUUUUCAUGCAGAAAAAGUCCGCAGAAACACUAUAGCAACUGCUUUCGGAGAGCCGUGUUUGAUGUGGCUUCAAAGAAUGGGCAUAUUGUGAGAAUUGAACAGCUGAUAUUUCACAACUGACAUGUUCUGAGGCAGUCAUUGCCCACCCCCGCACACCUGGUAGCAAACAACCAGUACCUUUAAACAAGUAUGUGGCUUCAUAUAUAGCCACAUGAAGACUGUAUAAGGAAGCUGUUUCAGUGUUGCUUGUGAUCUUCAUAGUAAUCCAUUACAGAAUAAUGAAAAUGUAAACUGUUUUCCAGAGUUGGUUCUAUGCUAAGUAAAUAAUUAGUAUCGAAAGUAACAUUGGCCCAUGCAAACAUUUGGUUGAAGAUGGCAAAGGAACUACAAUAACGUGGCCUUGCUCUCCGGUGUCGCUGGCUGUAGAAAAGGUGUCCAUUUUUAACCUUUACCCUAGUAUGCACCUGUGUAUGUGGUUAAAUCCUGUACUGUACAAACCCUGCCUGAAAUCUGUUGCCAUCUGUGCCAUACGCUCGGUCUAAAUAGGGAACAACCUCAGUACAGUUCUCGUCCUCUUCUUUCCUCCGGUUCCCUCUGUCCUAAACGUUUCAUGACUUUUUUUUAGUUUGUGAUCACUGUGCUCCCACUGUGCUCUCUCUGUGCAACCCCUUUUUCCCAAAUCAGGCCAUUUCGAGUGCCCUGCCAUUCAUAUCCCUUUACAUAUGCUAGGCUUGUCUUUGCUAUACUAAUUAGUUUGCCUUCAUGCAUUUGUUUUCUUUUGUAAUUAUGAUUAACAAGUGUUACUAUUAUGAUUUUCGCCUUCUGAAUGUGUGUGUCUGUGUGUGUUAGGGAGGGUGGUGUAGGGUGUCUUGUUUUGACUUACAUUUUACAUUCUAAGGCUUUUGUUUAAGGAGUAUUACAUGUAAGGGGAAGUGUGUUUGCGUGGGUAACGGAUGCAUGUGGUGGGAGCGUGUCAUGUAGCUUCGGCUGGCUGGUUGGCUGCUUUUCUUGCACCACAGCCUGUGAUUCCCGUUAUCGUAUGCUGUAAGAAUGAACUGUAUUAUACUUAGACAAUGUGUAAACAAAUUAAUACAAAAUAAAAGAAAAAUAUGUAAAA